UUAACCGGUGGCUCCCUCGUUUUCCACCCACCUUGUCGGUACCCCAUCUAGGCUCAACACCGCCUAUUUUCUCAAACACUUCGACCACGACUUAGCUGGGAUGAUUUAAAUAGCGCUUCACCAAACAACCACUGUCGGUCUCAUCGUCCUACGUCACAAUUAUCCGACUUGCUAGCAUCAAACCCCGACAGAUCCGACCAGAAAAUGUCCGCCCAGCGGGAUCCCCCCAAAGAGGACAAGCCAGAGGGGUUGUCCAAAUAUGUCAAGCGCAUGAAGAUGGUGUUGAGGAGAACCUCGAUGGCCAGGGCCCCCUCUACACCAGUCAUGCACCAAUCUAGAGAACCCGAGUCCAGCAGCCCCCUUGCUCCCGAAGCUACCCCGCAGAUUGCCAUCAGCAAAGCUACGCCCGACGCGACCGUUUUCACCAACUGGAGCGCCUUUCAGGAAGAGAAGGCGCGGGCUUUAUUCGCCAAAUACGGAUUGAAACUUGAACCUGGAGAAUGGAGAUCGCCCAACGGCACCACCGUGCAGCGUGUCGUCAGACCGAUUCGUAUGCGAGUGCGCCGGACCUGCCAUCGCUGCCAGACCACCUUCGGCCCCGACAAAGUCUGUGUCAACUGCCAACACGUCCGCUGCAAGAGCUGCCCCCAGCAUCCCCCUGCAAAGUCUUGCGACCACCGGGACAACACGAAAGCUGCGCUUCAGGCCAUUGUCGCCCAGGGAGUGCACAAAACGGUCCCUGUACCGCCCAAAGCAAAGGCACCUCUGACCAUGCCUUCGCGCACCGGCGGCCAGGAUGUCGUCCAUCAUCCACGCCGACAAAGAGUUCGACGUACAUGCCAUCGAUGUAGUACUGUGUUCGGUCCGGAUGCUACGGAAUGCACUACUUGUCAGCAUAUUCGGUGCACGAUCUGCCCUCGCGAACCGUUUGUCAUCCCAGCCCAUUGUGUUCUCCCUGGCGAUGUAACUAAUGAUCCCAGAUCCAAACUUGACAAAUACCCGCAUGGCUAUCCUGGAGAUGUUGUGGCUCCCGCAGAACCUCCCGCACGGACGUGGAAGAAGCCCCGGCAGCGCAUACGGUAUACAUGCCACAAGUGUUCGACUUUGUACCGAUCGGGCGAGAGGGAGUGCUCUAAUUGUGGGCAAGAAAAGGGACCCGAAACAAUACGAGACCCACCCCGCCGAGACAAGCCGAAACCGGAUCCUGAACUUGUUCGACGGGUUGAAGAGCGAUUGGCAAAAGUAAGGAUCACUGGGUAGAUAGUUGGCUGGGUUACAAUGAAUCUACAACGAUGUGCAGCGAAGUGGACUCAGGACUGGGACUGAGUGCCAACGUUGCGUCUGUUCACCUAUGUGCUUGCAUCCACUGCCGUCCAGUGCCACAAGACUGACAUGCAACGGUAGUUGGCAUCGUUCUAACCAUGAUGUUACUCUGUGACACCUGAUUCCGGCUGAUACU
This is a messenger RNA of Aspergillus sclerotioniger CBS 115572, 1459 nucleotides long. RefSeq lists its product as uncharacterized. Bases 205 to 1260 code for a protein of 351 amino acids. Lineage: Eukaryota; Fungi; Ascomycota; Eurotiomycetes; Eurotiales; Aspergillaceae. The record is from RefSeq and is a predicted model, not a curated record. The transcript is spliced from 3 exons.